Molecule: messenger RNA, 1896 nt
Organism: Ruditapes philippinarum (Manila clam)
Lineage: Eukaryota; Metazoa; Mollusca; Bivalvia; Venerida; Veneridae
Product: elongation of very long chain fatty acids protein 6-like
Exons: 3
Coding region: 617-1435 (272 amino acids)
Biological process (GO): sphingolipid biosynthetic process; fatty acid elongation, saturated fatty acid; very long-chain fatty acid biosynthetic process
Cellular component (GO): endoplasmic reticulum membrane
Molecular function (GO): fatty acid elongase activity; zinc ion binding
Source: RefSeq, a predicted model, not a curated record
AACUGUUCACUAUAUCGGGGAGAUGUUGUGUAAGCGGCCGGAUAGCUCAGUCGGUAGAGCCGCGGUACGGUAUUCCGUGGGUCCCGGGUUGAGUCCCGGUCAGGCUGCACAAUUUGUCUCACCCUUAGACAUUGGCGCCCAACGGGGGGACUUGGCCUGCCAUAACGCUGGAGUAACUUAUGGGUCGAUAAUUCCGGGGAUGAACGUUGAGCGGUGUUCAGUCAGCCAUUUUAUGUACAUGUAUACAUGUUGGAAUGCAGGAUGUAUUGGUGGAAUAUCUGUUAUUGAACUGGUUAUUUUAUUGUGUCACUGGUCAUCUUGAAGAAUCACAGUUGAAAAGUUGUUCAUCUUGGCAGAAGGACCUAGCAUGUUUCUGUAUUUACAGUACUUUUCUGGUGAUUGGUAAAGAUAGCGUGAUCAGAAGGGGUUGUGGGGGCCUGAUUUUACCGAUGACAUUAUUCCGAAGUACAUGGUCCACUAUGACGUUAAAUAUGACAUUGACACAUAAAGGAGAACGCAUGAUAGCUGUGAUUUAACUGUCAAACACCCGAGACACAACCAACAUUUACUGGAAGGACUCCCUUACUUUUAAGUUAAAACAUUGCUAUAAACCACUAUGGAUGUAUCAAAUAAAGAUCCUGCUAAUUUAACAUACAUUUUUGAGUUUGAAAAAAAAUUCCAAGUUGAAAAGUUUGAUGACUACAUGCGAAGAAACUGGAAAGAUUGUUUCAUAUAUUCGGCAGUUUAUCUCGUCUUCAUCUUUAGUGCCCGCUAUGUUAUGGCGAGCAAAGAAAAGUUCGAACUUAGACCGCUCCUGGUGGCUUGGAGUGGAACGUUAGCAGUGUUCAGUAUUCUAGGUGCUAUUCGUACACUACCAGAACUAAUAUGGGCGUUGUCACAUCACGGGUUCGAGUAUUCUUGCUGCAGUGGCUCAUACCUCGAUCACGGGAAAGUUUCCGCAUUUUGGACUAUGCUUUUUGUGCUAUCGAAAGUUGUCGAAUUAGGAGACACAGUUUUUAUUGUUUUAAGGAAACAACCGUUGAUAUUUCUACAUUGGUAUCAUCAUAUAACUGUGCUAAUAUAUGUAUGGUAUAGUUAUAUUGACAAGAUAGGAACUGGCAGAUAUUACGAGGUGAUGAAUUUUACCGUUCAUUCCUUCAUGUAUACAUAUUAUACUCUACGAGCUUUGAAGUUCCGUCUACCAAAAUGGAUCAGUAUGUUUAUAACAUGUCUACAACUUUGUCAAAUGAUGUUCGGCAUUUUUGUGAUUUUAGUUUCGUACAGUGUGCUGUCAGCAGGUCGAGACUGUGUUACAAGUUUUACUAACAUUAAAUACAGUCUUACCAUGUAUUCCACAUAUCUGUUACUGUUUAUGAACUUUUUCUAUACCAGUUAUAUUGCCAAGAAGUCGACAGUUCAUGAAAAGAGACAAUAAAAUUCGAUCCUCCAUAUAUCAUCAAGUGCUUGAUCAACUAUGCAAAAAGUUUAGUUUAAAUUCAUUACGGACAUUGAUUUCAAUACUUUAUUUUGCUAUAAAUCGUAAGGUGUGCAGAAUGUGAUUUCUAGAGAUCAGUCUAAACUUGUAUUGCAAAUUUAAACAUAUUGUAAAAUGUCAGCAGUAACUUAAAUAUAUAUUUAUAUUGUUCAAUAUCUAUUAAAGUUUUCAAUGAAUAAAUUUGUCAUAAAUGCUUUAUUCUCUCCUGUAUUUAACGAUAUUUUUUCAUAUCUAAAGUACAUAUUGUUAAACACGCGUAAUAAGAUAUCAGUUUAUGUUACCUUAUGCUACAAAUAGUCUUUUUAAAAUAAUUACAUGUAUUAGAAACUUUAAUCUAUCAAUAUUGAUUGAAUAUAGUAAUAUUGGAUUGAAAAUGUCAAUAAAACAUUUUAUUUAUUGGA